AUGUUUAAAAACUACAGUAAUUUCGUCAAAUCUUGCAAUUCUUGUAUUGAACAAGUACCUUUUCAAAAACCUAUCCUAGUUAAUGGUGAAGAAGCGAAAAGAACAUAUCUCAGUAUAGUUAAACUUACUGAGACUGAGAGAAACAAGGAACACCUAAAAGAUAAUCCCACAUCAAGCUUGCUGCAGGAAAAAUGUGCUAGUCAUGGACUGUCAGAUAGGCACAUAUCAGAUAAAGAUCUAUUUUUAUCUGUUCAAAAUGACGAUAUUGACACAUUGAAGCAGGCAUUAGAUAACUGUCCCGAUAUGUUAAGCAGAUUGGAUGAAUAUGGUUGGAGUCUACUGAUGAUAGCUUGUCAAGCAAGUAGCACAAACAUUGUUAGAGAAUUACUAAAUAGGGGCAUAGACACUUCUAUUAGAGAUAAGGCAGGUAACUCUGCUCAAAGUCUUGUUAUUAAAAAUAAAAACUAUGUAAUAGCCGAUUUACUUUUGAGUCAUAAAAACAGGGUGGAAGACCAUCAUUAUGAUAAUAUUAAUAAUACUAAACAUCUUGAAGAAAUCACAGAAUUCUUUUGUGAACAAUGCAAUUUUAAAGUGAAUACUAGUAGAAAUGCUCAUUUUUCUUCAACCAUACACAAUUUAAACCUAAGUAAAGGCAAAAAAAUACCAUCUCAUUACAUAAUUCCUGAAACAAAUAAGGGAUUUCAAAUCAUGCUAAAAGUUGGCUGGGAUAAAAAAUCUGGUUUGGGCCCCAAAGGUAUUGGGACAAAGUACCCAAUUAAGACAGUGCAAAAAAAAGACAGAUUAGGUCUUGGUCAUAGGAAAAAAAUAGAUAUUAGAGAAAAAAAUGGAACCAUAAAAGUUACAAAUAAAAAAAUAAUGAUAAAAGAUUCUUCAAAUGACAGAGAAAUGGAAGUUAAUUUCAGAAGACAAUUCUAUUAA
Molecule: messenger RNA, 939 nt
Organism: Diatraea saccharalis (sugarcane borer)
Lineage: Eukaryota; Metazoa; Arthropoda; Insecta; Lepidoptera; Crambidae
Source: the annotation of a GenBank genome assembly